Drosophila elegans is the source of this 2672-nucleotide messenger RNA. RefSeq lists its product as uncharacterized. The record is from RefSeq and is a predicted model, not a curated record. NCBI's taxonomy places the organism in Eukaryota, Metazoa, Arthropoda, Insecta, Diptera, Drosophilidae. Gene Ontology annotation, cellular component: cytoplasm. Gene Ontology annotation, biological process: proteasome-mediated ubiquitin-dependent protein catabolic process; multicellular organism development. The transcript has 3 exons. Gene Ontology annotation, molecular function: ubiquitin protein ligase activity; zinc ion binding; ubiquitin conjugating enzyme binding. Bases 587 to 2515 code for a protein of 642 amino acids.
GUGAAUUUUUGUCCCUUCAACAACCGAAUCGGUUCACCUUACAGAUGGCGUACUGUACCGUGCCCUAGACCAUGGCCACACGUUAACACCCUGACAUUGAUUGCUGCGGCAUUUGGCCAACGGAAAACGGCGAAAAACGAGGAUUGAAAGUGCAACCGAAACAGAGGAAACCACAAAUGGCCAAUAAUUCAAAUUCAAAUGCAGCAUUCCAAUUGGUGGUGUCCGGAAGACACUUGUUUCCACAGCGGAGCAGGCAAGGCAAGGCAAAAACAAAAAAAAAAAAAAGGCAAAGAACUGGCCAACGGGGCGGGCACUUGAUAUGUGUGUGUCGCUUUGGAUUCGGUUCGGUUUGGUUUGGUUUUUGACUAUACAUAUGUGUAUUCAUAUGUCACAAGUCCAAAUCGAUUGCCGGUGCAAGUUAGUUUAGUUAGGCGUCUCUCUGAUAAGAUACGAGACUACGAGUACGAGUACGAGUACGAGUUGCGGAGAAUUCCGCUGGAAGAAAAGCACACAUUGUGGUCCCUGAGCUUGGAGCAACUGUUUCCGCCGGUUAUACAACCCUUUUGCAAAAAAAAAAUUCUGGAAAAUGUCUGCGCUGGCUAACGGUGGACAGGAGGAGGAACUGCAAAUUCUGGGCCAACUGAGGAGCAUCGAGCAGAUCAACGAGCAGCGCCGAAUAUUCCUCAAUGGCACGAUCACCGAGGAGGUUUCGGAGGGCUCCAAUGGUGCGACCAGCCAGGAUGAGAAGGAGGACGACUUGGAGAAGGAUCUGAAGCAGUUGGAGCAGCUGGAGACGAAGAAAACACACGACGAGGCUGAGAAGCAGAGAACACCCCCAGAGGAGGUGGACCCAAAGAAGGAGCUGGAAAAGGGGGAGCCGUCCAAGCCGCAGCCCCCCAACACGCUCGCCCUGAAUGUGAAAUACGCCACCCUUCCCAGUCCCAAUGUGGCUACCCUGCGAUCCCCGCUCUCGCCGCCUCCCAAGCCGCCCAUGUUGGGUCGCACCCGGAGCAUAGGUUCCGGCGAUGGCAAGAGCAACGGCAACGGCACCGGCCACGGCACCGACAACUCCCUCAUCCGCCAGAGCUUUCCCGAGGGCGUGAUUAAGAUCAGGCCCCAGUCUCCCUCAACUCAAGUCGCAGCCACUUCAACUCCAACUCCUACUCCCACUCCCACUCCCAAAGAAGAAGCACCCGCCACCGUGUCCGCCCGGCAUUACGAGGGACUCAUCGAGGAGCUGCGGUGUCCCGGAUGCGCCGGCGCCAUGAAGGCACCUAUCCUGCUCUGCAAAAGUGGCCACAGUGUCUGCGAACAGUGCACCCGGAUUCUGCUCAUGUGCCCACUGUGCAAGGAACCCUUCACCUCCUCCCGAUCGCUGACCGUGGAGGCGCUCUGUGCCAAGGCGCACUUCCGGUGCGGACACGCCUCCGGCGGCUGCCAGGUGCGGAUGCCCGUGGUGCUCCUGCCGUGGCACGAACAGCAGUGCAUGUACAAGCCGAUGAAGUGCUUCAUGGGCCGCGUGUGGGGCGAUUGCCGCUGGCAGGGACGCGAGGUGCAGUGGAAGGAGCAUCUGGAGGGGGAGCACGGCGACCGCCUGUUCCGCGCCGGCAGCGCCGAUCUGGAAUGGAAUCUGGCCACGCGCCGGAAGCCGCUCACCGGCUACUACGUCUUCCAGGCGCACGACGAGAUGUUCAACUUCUACGAGAUCCACGACCGCCAGCGGAUCCUGUUCACCAUGACCUGCACCUCGAACCGGCGGGACAGCAAGUACAACUACGCCUACGAGGUGACCGUGCUCCAGCCGGACAACGAGGCCCUCUCCAUGACCCAGAAGUUCCCCGUGCACAGCGAGUACGACAAGGACAUCCUCAUGGAGGGCACCUGCGUCAGCAUUCCGCUGACGGAGCUCAACCGCUUCCUGGACCAGGACAAGGUUCUCCACUACCGCGUGAGUGUGCUGGCGGUCAAGUCACCGCGCCGGGCGAAACCUCCUCGCCAGAGUCUGCCACAUCCCGUAGACCUGGAGCAGACCGCGAACGGCGGAGUCAAUGGGAAGAGCGUGCCGACCAGCAUGAUCAUUACGCGCACGUAUAAGGAGGCCAUUGGCGAGGCGACGGCUGCCCAGGCCAACAGGGCAGAGGUGGCCAGUCCGGACUCGGAGGAGGAUGUGGUGGCCAGCGGCGAUGGCGAUGGAGAUGGCGCCGGGGGACUGGAACUCGAGCGCAAGUGGGGCACUCCGCAGCUGCACUUCAAUCGCAAAUAUCUGCGAAACACUCUGAACGACUCGACGCCCCUGGAGGACGAACUGCGUCCUCUGGCCGGCGAUCUGCGCAACGAACAUGGCGACGACAAGCUCUCCCAGUGCAGCAACAGCACGAGUUACACGAAAAAGGUAUCCGAUUCGCUGAGGAGAAGCUUCCGGGCCCUCAAGGCGGACUUGGUUGAGAUGCGGCCGUUCAGCAAGAAGCCAGUCAAAGCAGGAUCCCCAAAUGCAGUCCAGACUAAUGGCAACUAGCGAUUCCAUACGUGUUUUCCUCCUUUUUUUUUUUUUUGUGGUAACUUAUUCAAUUUUCUAACACUCCACAUAAAAGCAUGUAAAUAUAGCAAAUGUUUUAAAUCUAAUGACAUAUGUAUGUACUUAAAACAUAAUAAAAUGUAAAUUAAAAUAUUUA